Molecule: messenger RNA, 1547 nt
Organism: Musa acuminata AAA Group (dessert banana)
Lineage: Eukaryota; Viridiplantae; Streptophyta; Magnoliopsida; Zingiberales; Musaceae
Product: probable beta-1,4-xylosyltransferase IRX9H
Exons: 4
Coding region: 258-1352 (364 amino acids)
Biological process (GO): glucuronoxylan biosynthetic process; plant-type secondary cell wall biogenesis
Cellular component (GO): Golgi membrane
Molecular function (GO): xylosyltransferase activity; galactosylgalactosylxylosylprotein 3-beta-glucuronosyltransferase activity
Source: RefSeq, a predicted model, not a curated record
CCUACGUCUCAUGGCGAUCAGUCCUUUUCCCCUUGCUGUGGCCGACCAGACCAGACAAGGUCCCCCUGUUCCUCCUCCUCCUCCUCGCCACGCCGCCACCAUCACCAGCACCCUGUUCCUUCCCCUCCCAACCGCCAUUCUUGAUCAAUUGCCUGCGGUCCGUCCGCUCCCAUCGAAUCUGAUUCUCGUCUACUGCUCAGAUCUCGUUUGCACGGCUUGAAUCCACCUCCCCAACGGUAGCUUCCGCCGCUGCCACGAUGACCUCGGCGCGUCGCACUUUGCUCGUCACCAACCACGAUCGGCCCUUGAAGGGCCAGUCGUUGCUCGGCAGCCCUGCGAACGCUUCUCCCCCUUUCCUCCACGGACUCCGCUGCCUCCUCGGCGGCGUUCACCCGCGCAAGAACCCCUGGAGGCGUUCCGUCCUCGGCGUCAUCCUCUUCUCCUUCAUCGUUGGUUUCUUCUGGGGCCUCUUAUCCUUCGUCGACCUCGACGACUCCUCCGAUAUCUCGCCGCCCCACGUCUUCUUCUUCGACCCCAUCCGCGCCCCUCCCCCCGCGGAAGAGCAGGAGCGGCUCCCCGAUCCUUUCGACAAGCUCUUGAUCAUAGUGACCCCGACGUACAACAGGGCCUUCCAGGGCUAUCACCUGAGCCGCCUCGCCCACACGCUCAAGCUCGUGCCCCCGCCCCUACUCUGGAUUGUGGUCGAGACGAAGACGGCCACCGCCGAGACCGCCGACAUUCUCAGGAGAUCCGGCGUCAUGUACAGGCACCUCGUAUGCCGCAAGAACACCAGCGUCAACCUCCACAGAGACGUCCGCCAGCGGCACACCGCCCUCAAGCACAUCAGGCUCCAUCGUCUGGACGGAAUCGUCUACAUGGCAGAUGACGACAACAUCUACUCGCUGGAUCUCUUCGACCGCCUGAGACAGAUCAGGAGAUUUGCCACUUGGCCUGUGGCGAUGCUUGCUCAAAGCAAAAAUAAGGUUAUUCUACAAGGCCCAGUAUGCAAUGGAAGAAAAGUGAUUGGAUGGCACACGAACAGGAAAGGCAACAAUCAUAGGAGAUUUCAUGUUGAUAUCUCAGGCUUUGCUUUCAACAGCAGCGUCCUUUGGAAUCCGAGGAGAUGGAUGUAUCCAAAAGACAUCAUUAGGCUACUGGACACUGUAACAGAAAGGUUUGAAGAUACAGGAUUUAUCGAACAGAUAGUCGAGGACGAAGGCCAACUAGAAGGCUUACCUAAUGAUUGCUCAAGGAUUAUGAAUUGGCGUCUGCAAUUGGAAUCUAGAAGUCUUGUUUAUCCUAGAGGGUGGCAGAUUUCAAAGAAUCUCAAUACUGUUGUUCCUUUAAAUUAGGAAUUCUAGCUUGUCCAAGCUUUGUGGUCUUUAAUGAUGGUCUUCUUCGUAGCAAAGCAUCUAUGCUCAGUAAUGGUUCUUUCCCUCCCCCACCCCCAUCAAGAGCACAUUUAAUAUGUAUUCAUUAUUCUUUUAGUCAAUUUAUGUACAAACACAUUAUAGAAGAGUGAUUGUGUUUUUUAAGAAAUUGUUUCA